Messenger RNA from Ramularia collo-cygni, 870 nucleotides. Its product is annotated as related to Putative nicotinamide N-methyltransferase. The coding region runs from base 1 to 870 and encodes 289 amino acids. The transcript has 3 exons. Lineage: Eukaryota; Fungi; Ascomycota; Dothideomycetes; Mycosphaerellales; Mycosphaerellaceae. The record is from RefSeq and is a predicted model, not a curated record.
AUGUCGCAUCCAACCCCCAAUCUCAAAGAUCGCUUUGAAAAAAGUGGAUUCAUCAUCGUCCCCUCGGGAUUAAACAUCGAACAAUUAGACGAACUACGAGAAGCCAGCCAGAAAGUGACAGACUUAGCAAGAGAGGGCAAGUGGCCACAUAUUCGGACGUUGCCUCGCCAAUUCCCUCCAUGGCCUUCAGACCCCUCCUCCGGAAUAUGGGGAGUGCAACAGCUCAUGAAUCCYUCGUUACCGGGCCACGAACUUUUCACCAAGACUUACUUCUCGGAGACCAUCGUCUCUACUGUACGGGAACUUCUAGGAGGCUGCAGUGAAGAGGCUCUUGUCAUGGAACUCUACAAUCUUCUCGUCCGUCCGGAUCAUGAUUUUGAGCUUAGAUGGCAUCGAGAUGAUAUCCCACCCACUGCAACGCCUGAAGAGCAAAUGGAAAGAUUGAGCAAACCUUCUUAUCAUGCGCAGUGGAACUUUUGCCUGUAUGAUGAUGCUUCACUUAUUGUAGUACCAGAGUCGCACAGCCGGGCUCUAACCCUGGCAGAGAGCCAGGCGGACCCCUUCGAGCCAAAUAUGCCAUCGCAACUUGUCGUAAAAUUAGAGGCUGGGGACAUGGUAUUCUACAACAACAACAUCCUUCAUCGUGGGAUCUACAAACAUGAUGUUGAAAGAUUGACCCUUCAUGGAAGUAUCGGACAUGUUGAUGGAGGGUCUCUGCGAGCUAGAAAUGUUCUCCAGCAUGGGAGAGAUUGGAUCGCAGGCGUCGAUUUUUCACAGGUGGAGAAUGUUGGUAGAGCGCGUGGGAUGCGUGACCGCUUGUUGGAGUUGGGAGCGAAGCACAAGGAGACGGGAUUCUCACAUGAUGACUAG